AUGACGACCGUCGUCAAUACCUACGCCAUUAGUAUCGAGCGCUUUCGGGCGAAAACCGUGCAUGUACCGGUCGCACUGGGCGGCACUACUUCUAGUGGAAGCUCCGGUAUCGGUGGUGGUAGCGGCAGUAGCAGUAGCAGUCUGCUCUCCGGCAGUGGCGAUGCAGCUGCCACCGGGUCCCCUCCGACGGACUUUGCGGCGGAUGAUCGGAUCGAAAUUGAACCCGGAAUGACGUUACAGAUUGUUGAGCAACCAUCGAGCAAGAUCGCACUGAUCAGGAUCAAAGAUUUCCACGAUACAUCCUCCUCCGCACCCACGGCCGGCGAUGGUGGCAGUCAGCAGCAACAACAGCCGGCUGGGCCGAGAUCGGCCACGUACGAGAACCGCAUUUUUCAGUGUCAGGCUGCCCAUCUGCAGCGUGUUCCGUCGGAUAUUUGGCCGUACAUGAUAGCGAUACUGGAUCCGCAGGAGCGGUGCGAGUUCGCGAAGCGACCGAAACUGUUUGCCUCGGUCACGCAGCUCAGUGUCGGCGACAUUGUACUUGUGUCCUGGUUGGCAAAGAAUCGGCAUGUAACCUACGAUUGCAUCAUACGCUACAUCGGUACGGUGCCAAAGAUUGGCCCAGGUUACUACUUCGGACUCGAGCUACUGAGUUUAGAGAAUGGCGAGUCGCCCCAGAAGGACGACAUUGAUUUCGUGUCCGAGUACAUGAACUGUGAGCCACGUCUGGCACUAAUCGUCGCUGCGAACUGGCUCAAGUUUCCUGAACUCGACCAGCAAGCCGGUAAGCAGCACCAUCACAAGCGCAACCUUCUGGACAGUUUGGUGUGCGGCGCAAAGGAUCUCAACAAUCGGUUGUCGCGCCGGGGUGCCAAUAAGAACCACGCGUCGGACGAUUCCAGUAAAAGCUUUGGCCGCGGGGCCGCGAAGGUGCUAAACAGCGACCAUCAGCAGCCUUACGCCCGUUCCUACACGCCCGAUCUGACGAGCACUGGGUCCGGCGCGGCAGGAGUCGGAGGAGUCUCGAGCCGCAAGUCGACCGAUAUCGUAGCGCUGCACGAGAGCUUUAGCUGUCUGCAGAUGGACCCAAGCUCGAAGGCGAUGCACAAGAAGAUGGCAGCCUCCAUAUCGAGCCCGAAUUUAUCGAAGCAGGACAGCAGCAGCAGCACCGGAAGCUCCAGUCGGUACGCCAACAGUCAUCAUCCGAUGGAUGGAUACGCUGACGAGUAUCAUCGUUUCGUGGAACACGGUCACCAGCAUGGGCACGCGCACGCUCACCACCCGGUCGAUGAAGCGUCGUACCGCAGUUCGGGACGAAGUUCCCAAAACAGUUCCGCUAGUAGCACCUUAAAACACUCGAAGGCUCGGGUUAGCAAAGUGCGAUCAAGUGGCUCCAACUCGUCGGUGAACAGUGCCAACCAGUAUCAUCCGGUGAGUAAGCAAAGCACCAUUCUAAGCCUCCCCGAUCGCGACGUGGUGGUGAUCGAUUCGAACGAGAUCGACGAAGCGAUCAAGAGUGCCAGUGACGUGAUCGUGGUCGAUCCCCCGCCCGUUAUCAGUCCUACGGAUACGCGCGAGGUCGAGUUGAUGGAUCUGCUGAGCAGCAGCAGCUGGCCGGCGGAAGCGGGCGAAGUGGCGGCCAUUCUGAACAGUACGGAUAAGAAAACGCAAACACCACCAUCGGCAUCGGCAUAUGGAAACGGGAAUUUGCUCAUCACCGGGGGUGGAACGACGGGAGGCUACACCAGUGGCAGCACUAGCAGCAAUAGUACGGCCAACAGUGGACACAGCUACCACAGCCACGGUAGUCACAAUGGUGGUCGGUACGCCGAUCGGAACAAGUCUCUCAAUCCGUUCAUGCACAUUGGACACUCCAAAGCAUCGGGCGAACUGUUGCUGCCAACUACGCGGAAAGUGCGGGCCGCAGUGGCGGACAACAAACCCCUCACGGUGGACGUGGCCACCAUGACGAAAAUCAACGAUGGCGGAGGUCCGGCAGGUGGUUACGCCGCAUCGAACGGUGGCCUUACGGUGGUCAGCGCGUCCACGGUGGGGCGCGAUAACAACAGUGACAACACGAUGACGCUUGGGAGUGGUACUGGUGGUCCACUGGCACGCGUCGGUUCUAUAUCACCCGAAUCGGACGGCGGUGGCUCGGCGUUGGCUAUUUCACCGUUGGUGGAACUACCAAAUGACCAUUCGCUCGGGGUCGGCUCGAUGGUGGAGGUUACGCUUGAGGACACCGUGACGACGACACCAGAGCCACUGUACUAUGGUGUGAUCCGUUGGAUCGGCCCCCUUCCGCCGACCAGUGGUGGAAACGGCCAGCGUAAAAUAAUGGUCGGUGUGGAGCUGGAAGACGAACCGAUCGAUCCAACGCUUGAAACGACCAACGGAACCCACAACGGCAUUAGAUUGUUUAAAUGUCCGGCCAAUCGGGCCAUCUUUGUGCACACGACCCAGUGCAGCCACGAUCGACGCUUCCAGGACAUUCCACCGAUGUCACCGUGCGCCUCGCGAGCAACGCAGGCCACCGCGGGUGGCGCCAAAUCGGCCACCGACACCACCAUGUUCGGGAAGGUUGACUGUCCAGUGGUGAAGGGCAGAGUGCCGCCUUUGAAAAUUCUAAAACUGGAGGAACUGGACGAAAUAUGUGGCAAGUUUAAGGGCAUUCAGGGGCACCACAACUCCUGCUACCUGGACGCGACACUUUUCGCGAUGUUCACCUUCACCAGUGUGUUCGAUUCGUUACUCUUUCGACCCAAGGAACCGGAGGAUAACCCACAGUACGAGGAGGUGCAGCGUGUGUUGCUCGAGGAGAUAGUGAACCCGCUGCGAAAGAACCAUUUCGUGCGGGCGGAUCGUGUGCUGAAGCUACGCCAACUGCUCGACCGGCUAAGCUCUGUCACGGGGCUGAUGAGCGAGGAAAAGGACCCAGAAGAGUUUCUCAACAGUUUAUUGGCGCAAAUUUUGCGUGCCGAUCCAUUUUUGAAGCUAAGUUCCGGACUAGAUACGUUCUACUAUCAGUUGUUUGUGGAAAAAGACGAACGGUUGAAUCUACCCUCGGUCCAGCAGCUUUUCGAGCAGAGCUUCCUAGCGUCCAACAUUAAGCUGAAGGAGGUGCCGUCUUGUUUGAUCAUUCAAAUGCCACGGUUCGGGAAGAACUUUAAAAUGUAUCCCCGGAUCCUGCCGUCCCAGGUGCUCGACGUUACGGAUAUCAUCGAGGACUCUCCACGACAAUGUUGGGUUUGCGGCAAGCUGGCCGAGUACGAGUGCCGCGAGUGUUUCGGCAAGAUGCAAUGCGAAGGCCUCGAGGGAACGGCAAUCUGUAAGAGCUGCAUCGAUAGUGUGCACAACCACAGCAAGCGACUCAACCACAAACCGGUUCCGCUGUCGGUGCCACAAGACUUCAUUCCGAUGGCACCGCACUGCGAGGUGCCCCGGCUCUACAUGGAGCUGUUUGCCGUCGUGUGCAUCGAAACGUCCCAUUACGUGGCGUUCGUGAAGGCUGCCUCCGGGCAGGAUGCGCCUUGGUGCUUCUUCGACUCGAUGGCUGACCGAAACGGAGAGCAAAAUGGCUACAACAUCCCAAAAAUGAUUCCCGUGCCGGAUCUGCCCCGCUGGCUAACGGAGGAAGGAUCGCGCGCACUGAACGAGGAAGCGAUCAACGACAAAAUGCUACCUGAACACGCCAAGCGGCUGCUGUGUGACGCAUACAUGUGCAUGUACCAGAGCACCGAUGUGAUGAUGUACCGAUAAUAAGGUUUCGUAUUUGCGGCCAAAGUUAACCAUCGGUUUGUACACACCACCCACGGUUCCGAACCUCCUCCAUGAUGUCGGUCAGCAACGAAUAGGCGAGAGCGCGCGAAGUAAGUAAUCGUAUCGAGUAGUAGCAGUCACGUAGAGUCCCGAUGGACGGACGAACAGCUCUUGUUGAUGAGUUUUGAAACAAAAGACACACAUUUUUGCGGCAUCGUAUUACGUACGAAGUAAUAUCUUCUUUCGGAUGUAUCCCCCGUAGCCCAAUCUACUACUACUUGUUGCUACUAAAGUAUGGUUCAAAACAUAACAAGGUGACACUCCGUUGGGCGGACGCCACCAAGUGUCUCUUUGUUGUUGCUGUGUGGCUUUUGAGAGUGGGCAAAGUAUUGUGUAAGUAAUAAAAACGAAACUGUGGAAGUGAAAAUGCAACUCACCAUUAUAGCGAGUAACAGAAAAAAACUAAAGAGAAUAUACUUAUACAUAUACACACAUAUAUAGAUAUAUAUAUAUAAAAUAGUAUAUAUAUUUAUACAUUAUACAAUUAAAAAAAUGAACCACUCGAGUCGGGAGGUAAAAGAAAUGGCAUUAGUUUUGGUAUAUACUUUAAAAGUAUACAAGAGAACCGAGUUUCAUAACUUGCUGCGUAACUAGCGAAACAGCCGAACGAAAAAUAAAAAUGUGGCAGAGGCAAGUCGGGCCAACAAAUAAAGGGCGCUACCCCGAACAAAACCCAAUACUGCUGAGCAACGCGCUAACGAAACCUAAUAGCAUAAUCAAUGAAGAGUUGAUUGAUAGUUUGUGAAACUCUAAACCUAAUCAUAUAGCAAUACUAGCAAUUUAAAGAACAACAAAAAUGCCGUGGUUCAUGAGCCUUGGGGGCCAAAUAAUGGCCAGCAAAGCAAACGCUGAGUUGCAAGAAUGUCUUUUUGGGUUCGCCAUACUACUGUGGUCAAAACAUUCGGGAGUUCGUUUAUAACUUGAAAAAUCUUUUUUUCAUCGCCACGAGGAAGUUGAAUCAAGAAUUGUCUCUCCACAAAUCCGAUCUUUUUUGGCCGGUUUGGCCGGUUUGGAAGAAGUUCAUGAUGCACCACACCACGCUAAUAAAAGAAAACUGUUUCCCGUAACUUUUUCGGUCACAGUAGUAUCUUCCGUUCCUGUUACCUUUCGACCGAUUGAGAGUGUCCUCUGCCGCGCAGAGAGGGAUGCACGGAAUUGCAAUGUUCAUGCUUCGGCGAAGCGCCGCGUUUGGAGUAAACACGGUUCCGUUUGGGACCUCCUUAGAAUCAGUUUCGGUGCAGAUUCCCGUAGCUCCUUUUUUGUGUCGUUCGUCCGAGUACAAAGUAAACAUACACAAAAAAGUUGCCAACAGGAGAUUCGAAUUUAAAACCAAAAUUGUUCCACACCCUAGAACCGUAGGAAGAAAGGACACAUCGAUAGCGACAUUUUAAAGGGGGGGAACCACCAUCAAAACGUGUAAUGUGUAAUUGACUGUUUGCGUACUAAAUGUCCGCGGUUGUUUAUUGGCGCAUUAGUUGCUUCUCUCGCCAACAUGCUGAUUUUAGGUCCGAACGAAACCAGAGAACUUACUGGUUUUCUGCGUAGAACUACACGGCGUAGCCCCGCAAGCGUAUUUAGUGUUUGCUGAUUGCUUCCUCUCUCAAGUGCUUUAGCUGUUUGUGGACAUUUAUAGGGUACACUUUUUAGAAAAGACGAUAGAAAACACAAAAACGACUCGUUUCGUUCCAUCUCGGACUGAGGGCGAGGUGUUUGUUAGUUUUUUCCACGGUCUUGCGCUUGCUGGACCGCGCAGCAUCAUUGGCCGUGUUGGCAAUCAGAUCAGUGAGCAAAAUUUGCGUAGGAUUAACACUAUUUAACAAAGCGUACCGUUUACUGUUAGUAUAUUGCUUUUCUAGUUCCACCUUUCUAAAUCUGGACGACAGAGGGAAAGUAAAGGGAAAGCGUUUUGGAGGCAAGUUUCUAAAGCCGCUUACGACCGGACAAGAGACAACGUGUGACGUGACGUGACGCGCGCACCACACGUGCAUGUUAGUAGUGACCCGCGGUGGUCAACACGCGAAGUACAAGUGAAAACAUUUGCAAUAUCCCCUGCAAUCCGGUACCCGCUGAAUGGCAACCAAUUUGUAAUUUGUAUACAUUAGAAGAAGAAAACUAACUUCAUCAAACUCAACCCUCGACUUUCUUACUAUACUAUAUACCCUCUUCGAUACCUGAGCAUCUAACGGAACAGACAUACUAUCGGAAACGACAGCGAACUAGGACGCAGGCGCGAUCACUCGACGAACGUAACCUUAUGGGUUGUGUAUGGUUCCGGACACGAAUGACAGAUUAUUGUUACAGUGAGGCGCUGAGAGGAGUCGAGAGUAGAGCUUGCACAGUGCCCACGGUGCCGGAAGCUAUUUAUGAGAUGGUAGUAGCCAAUUUGAGCAAAUAAAGUAGUAGUGAAUCAGUGGCAACAACACAAAAUCGACGGCCAAACCGACACACGCCCGACGAGAUGCGAUAUCGCGAAACUAAAUUGUUGUUGUAAACAACGAAACUCAAUAAAGAAAA
Molecule: messenger RNA, 6333 nt
Organism: Anopheles bellator
Lineage: Eukaryota; Metazoa; Arthropoda; Insecta; Diptera; Culicidae
Gene: CYLD
Exons: 10
Coding region: 1-3759 (1252 amino acids)
Biological process (GO): protein K63-linked deubiquitination
Cellular component (GO): cytosol
Molecular function (GO): cysteine-type deubiquitinase activity; K63-linked deubiquitinase activity
Source: RefSeq, a predicted model, not a curated record